GAGAGAGAGAGAGAGAGAGGAAAGUAGAAGUCGACGGAUAAGAGUAACAAGACUUAGUUGGAAAUCUGACAUCUUUGAAAGUCAGUCUUUUCUGCGGAUGUUUCCAAAAUAUUAAGAUAUAUAUAUAUUUUUAAAGUGUGACAAGCUACAAGAAAGAAAAAAGAGAGAUAAAUACGCAGAAUGAACCUACAUCGAGUGAGCUACGUCGUUUUCUUCCUCGCAGUCGCCAUUACCGUUGAGGGAUCGGUGAGUUUCCAGGAUAGAACAGUCACACUGACCUGUCCAAAUGUGGAUGAGGAUUCAGAUUUGAAAUGGAAAAAAGACGGAAAGUCUAUUAAUGAUCAAAAACAAGUUACUUUGAGCCUAUCUGAUUACACCGACAAGAAUGAUGGAUUAUACUCCUGCACUAGUCAAGAGAGCGCAGAGGAAAAAACUCAUUACUUCUACAUCAAAGCCAAGGUGUGUGAUGGGUGUGUUGACCUGGACAUGACUUUGGCGUUGGUGGUGGUAUUUGCAGACGUGCUGCUCACACUCGUGAUCGUGUUAGCAGUUUAUUACUGCACUAGGAAGAAUGCUGGAACCGCUGGUCCUCAGAGACCAACACAAGCGCGUCAAGGACGAGCUCAAGCGAGAGGACCGCCACCUCCUGACCCUGACUAUCAGCCUCUGAACCCGACCACGCGUUCAGGUGAUGUUUACGCCACGGCACAUCGGCGAUAGUGGACUUCUAGUCGACGGACCAUAAUUAUAAUCAUCAUGUUGCAUUUAUCACACACACACACUCAAUUAAACAAAUCAAACUUUUAAUUAAUUAAUCAAACCCUUUUUUUUUUUUUUAAAGAAAUAGGUACAUACCAGACACAAACACACACACUGAACAUAAUAUAAGCCUGAUAUACAGUAUACUGAUGAUAUAAUGAAUUUAAAAGUUUCAUAAUUUAUCUGACUGAAUAAUAACCACCAAAAUAUAAAUAUUUAAUAUAUGAAUGAAAUAUUUCCUCCUCUCUGUUGCGGAUUGUGUCACUAAUUAACACAAAGAAAAGAAAGAAAACAUUCUGCAACUCCAUUUUUUUAAAGCGUUUUUAGCAAGUAGUGAACAGAGAUGUAUGUAUCUUUUCCCACAUCCUUGGUGUAGCUUCAGAUUUCUGUUUAUUUCCGACUUAUAUGUUAUUAAGUUACUGUUGCUGUUAGCUGAGAACAAAUCACUUGGAAAUGGUUUCAUAUUUUACUGUGUAGUUAGAGAUCUGAGACUCAAAUGAGAUAACAAAUGCUUGUCAGGUCAGUUGUACAUAUGCUUUAUUUCAUCUAGAGGACGUAGUGUGGCUUAUGACUUAAAUAAAGCACAUCAUUCUCUGCAAUUAAAAAACAUUUCCUGUAGUUUAUAAUAUUUAGGACAACAAACUGUUCCUGUAUUUCUGUUUGUAAGUUUUUCCGUUUUUUAUUUCCAUUCAGUAAAUUUCAUUUUCGUUUACCUUAAACUGUGAGGUGAUGGUCAUAGUUCAGGCUACAAGACGUUGCCUUUUUUAUUUUGAGCUUUAUAGAAAUCUUUGUAGAAAUACCUUUAAAUAUUUUUGUAUUUAUUUGCAUGCCUUGUUUUAAAUCCAUUCCAUAUUCUCUGUUGAACAAAGGAAUAUAUUUUAAAGGCUUCGAUUUCUUGUGAUAAAGUUACUGGAACAUUCUUCCAAGUAAUACCCAAAUGCAUAGCAAUGUUAUAUUUACAAGUCAUUACAAGCAUUUCUAUUUCUUUCUGUAAAUGCACAUAAACUGUCGCUACAUUCAGGUUCCUUUUCCAUUAUGUUUAGUUUUAGUUUAGCUAACGAAAAGACGUUUACAUUUCUGAUUAUGAUCCUUUGAGUCACACGCACCAUAUUUACUAGAAAUGAGCUGGAAAUAUCAACGUGACUGAUUCUGUGGGAUGUCAGGUUUCUGUUUUACGACUUGUUUUUAAGCACAUCGCUGUUCCGAACCAAUCAGACGGGCUGACUCAUGGAGAUGUCAACUUUUUUUUUCCCUCAUAUGUGUGCCUGGUCAUAUGCCAGCUGUUCUAUAUCAUAUGUUUGUUUUGUGUGUCUUAAAUGCUGUUUUUUUGUUAGAAAUUUGUAAAAUAAAGUUGCGGUUAAACACAG
Molecule: messenger RNA, 2126 nt
Organism: Hemibagrus wyckioides
Lineage: Eukaryota; Metazoa; Chordata; Actinopteri; Siluriformes; Bagridae
Product: T-cell surface glycoprotein CD3 epsilon chain-like
Exons: 5
Coding region: 181-720 (179 amino acids)
Biological process (GO): cell surface receptor signaling pathway; positive thymic T cell selection
Cellular component (GO): external side of plasma membrane; alpha-beta T cell receptor complex
Molecular function (GO): transmembrane signaling receptor activity
Source: RefSeq, a predicted model, not a curated record